AAGUCACGUGACACGUUCUUUUCCCCCUCGUGUAAUUUAGCAAAAUGAGGGUUCGUGGUGAGUUGAAACAGUAUAUGGUCUAUGGGCGCCAUACGCCAUCUGGAAAGAUGACUGACCCUCCAAUUUAUAAAAUGAACAUCUUUGCACCAGACAGGUGUUCAGCUAAAUCACGAUUCUGGUAUUUUGUCAAAAGUUUGAAGAAAGUGAAGAAAGCUCAUGGUGAAAUUCUGCAAUGCAAAUUGAUUGGUGAAAAGAAACCAACACAGAUAAAGAACUAUGGUAUCUGGUUACGUUAUGUGUCUAGAAGUGGUAUUCACAACAUGUACAGAGAAUACAGAGAAUUAACAGCAGCUAAAGCUGUCACAUCCAGCUAUCGUGAUAUGGGUGCCCGUCACCGAGCCAGGCCAUCAUCUAUACAGAUCAUUCGAGUUAAACAAGUUGAAAAUGAAAAAGUACGAAGACCCAACAUCAAACAAUUUAUUAAACCGAAUGUGCGAUUCCCUCUGCCUCAUAGAGUUAAUCAUAAGCUUUAUGUACCACGAUUCUCUACGAAACGACCACAAACUAAAUAUUAACUGUCGUCUUGUAUAGAAAUAAAAGUGUCAUAGAGGGA
Patella vulgata (common limpet) is the source of this 613-nucleotide messenger RNA. Its product is annotated as 60S ribosomal protein L18a. Gene Ontology annotation, molecular function: structural constituent of ribosome. NCBI's taxonomy places the organism in Eukaryota, Metazoa, Mollusca, Gastropoda, Patellidae. Bases 45 to 575 code for a protein of 176 amino acids. The transcript has 5 exons. The record is from RefSeq and is a predicted model, not a curated record. Gene Ontology annotation, cellular component: cytosolic large ribosomal subunit; ribosome. Gene Ontology annotation, biological process: translation.